AACGUGUGGCUGCUCACACCCAGUGGAGGCGAGCAGGGAAGUGGAAGACUAACGGAAAAAAAUGAGUGCCUUUCCCUCUUCAAGCCUACAUGAUGUGCGUGCCUACAAGGAUGUCACAGCAAGAUGCGAACCUUCAAUCCUGCAAGUUGUGGUUUGCCCGUUUGCUUUCGCCCAGCCACGAAUAUAAUUCUCCCAGGAUUAAUGUUUAUUUUGAUUUUUUUAAUUGUGCAGUAUCAGAGUUUUAUCAUUUUUCUACCCUCUGUUGAACCAUAAUUCUUUUUCGGUGGGGGGGAAGAAGGCGGGCGGGGAGGUUUGGCUUUGUACAUUCGCUUCCAGUUUCAUCUCAACUGUUCAUCAAAUGUGCAGCUUGCCGUAUUUGUUUUCAUCCGACAACUUGGUGAAAGCGCCGGGUUUGUUGUGUGACAUGAGAGCGUCAGGGGUAGAGCAGAUGUGGAAAAGGUGGUGAGGAAAUGCAGAAAGCACAGAGCAGGUCAAUGAGAAUGCCGACUGUGAAGUAUCAGAAGGGGGACAAGGUGAUGGGCCGCUGGCCCGGCAGCAGCCUGUACUAUGAGGUCAAGGUGCUCAGCUUUGACACAACCAGUCAGCUCUACACUGUCAUCUACAAGGAUGGUACUGAGCUGGAGCUCAGGGAUCAAGACAUCAAGAAUGCUGCCGGUUUCCAGAUCCGCUCCCGCUCCCGCUCUCGAUCGCCCAGCCGCCGCCGCAGCCGGUCCCGCUCGCCAGCAAGGACAACGCGACGCUCGUCCUCUCGCACGGUGGCCGCCUCUGCAGCUGUCACGGACGGUGGGCUGUCCUCCAGUAGGGAUACAAGGCAGAAGGAUACAUUGGAAGUCCGACUGAGCCCCCUGGAUCAGACAAAGGCAGCUGAGAACGAUGGCAACAAUAAACAUGAAAAGAAAGAGGAGAAUAACUCGGCCAACAAAGUGAAUGAGAAUGCCGGGGCAAAGCCAGAGGCAGAGCCCGAGAAGAACCAGGCCCGUUACAAUCUGCGCCGCAGGAAGGACGACGGAGCCGCCAAGGCGGCCGCGGUCGUACCGGAGCAGCUGCAGAGGGAGGCGGUCAAGGUGGAAGCAGCUCCUGCGGCGGUCCUCUCCACCCCACUGGACUUUGGAGGGAAGAUAGGAGCAUACCUCUGGCUGCUCUUUCUGCCGUCCUGGGUCCUCUUCAUGGCGCUCCAGGUCAACCUGGAGGACCCCAGCCUGGCCAACUUCCCCCCUCCUCUGCCCCCCCUGGAAGCCUUCUGGGAUGCCCAGGCCUUCGGCUUUGUGAUCCUCUGGAUCCUGUUCCAGGUGGUGCUGUACAUUCUGCCCGUUGGAAAGCUGAGCGAGGGCAUGUCCCUGAGGUCUGGGAAGAGGCUGAAGUACAGAACCAAUGGCUUCUUUGCCAUCGCGGUGAGUGCCGUCGCCGUGGCGGCAGCAGUGCACCAGGGCGUCGACCUCACCUACAUCCACAGCCACUUCCUGCAGCUGGCCACGGCCUCCUUCCUUGUCUCCGUCCUGCUCAGUGUCUACCUGUACGUGCGCUCCCGCUACGCCGCCCCGGAGCAGCUGGCGCUGGGGGGAAACUCUGGCAAUGUGGUCUAUGACUUCUUCAAAGGGCAUGAGCUCAACCCUCGCAUCAAAGACUUUGAUCUGAAAUUCUUCUGUGAGAUGCGCCCGGGACUGAUCGGCUGGUGUCUGAUAAACUUUGCGAUGGCGCUGGCUGAGAUGAAGCAGCACGGUCUGGACGCUCCGUCCUACAGCAUGAUCCUCGUGAACCUCUUCCAGCUGCUCUACGUGGCAGACGGCCUCUGGAACGAGGAGGCCAUCCUGACCACCAUGGACCUGAUGCACGACGGGUUCGGCUUCAUGUUGGCUUUCGGCGAUCUGGUCUGGGUUCCCUUCACCUACACCAUGCAGUCGUACUACCUGGUCAGCCAUCCGAACCCCCUGAGCGUCCCGGCAGUUGCGGCCCUCGUCACACUCAAACUCGGAGGCUUCUACAUCUUCAGGAAAUCCAACUCUCAGAAGAACAACUUCAGGAGAAACCCGUCAGACCCCAAACUGUCCCACCUGAAGACCAUCCCCACAGCGACAGGGAAGAGCCUCCUGGUCUCCGGCUGGUGGGGGGUGGUCCGCCACCCCAACUACCUGGGGGACCUCAUCAUGGCUCUGGCCUGGUCCCUGCCCUGUGGCUUCAGCCACCUCCUCCCCUGGUACUACAUGAUCUACUUCAUCAUACUGCUCGUGCACCGGGACUGCCGCGACAUGAGUGAGUGCCGGAGGAAGUACGGCUCGGCGUGGGAGGAGUACUGCCGGACUGUUCGCUACCGGAUCAUUCCCCGUGUCUAUUGAGGAAGCACACGCUGGACACUCUACACACUCACAAUCAGAAGGAUCACAAAAAAAACCCAAAUAUGAAAGGAUUGACUGACUGAAUUGACAUUUAGAAUCAUUUUCUUUUUUUUAAGCUAAGAAUUAGAAAAAAAAAUCUUUCUGGACUGAAGAGGCCACAGAAAAAAAAGACUCAUUGAUAUUAUGGACUGUUUGAAGAAUAACCCUUUUUAAAUCAAAAAUCCCCCCCCCCCCCCCCCCAAACUAAAAAAUAUUAAUCUUGCAAAACAUGGGGGGGAAACUAAACGCCUCUGCUAGGAAUGUCCCGUCAGGAUGUAUAUUUUUGUAUAUACACUGUUGUUUUAAUACAUUGAGGCAAAACACACCACUUGCAUACUUUUCGGUGAGUUCUGCUCUUUGUGCCCGUAUUCAAAAUGACAGCAUCAUCUUCGCUACUAUGAAUAAUGUUGUCGUAUACCCAACUAUAAUUUUGCAGCUUGUGUAUAUUGUUAAAAAUAGGAUUUUUUCAAAAAAGCUACUUUUUUUUUUUAAAUAAUCUACAUUUGUUCCAACGACUGUUUAUAAAAUGGACGAUGCUUGUCCACUUUCUUCCGACGUUAAGAAAUGAAACAUGAACAUACAUCGGUGUGAUAACACCGGCUACCUGAAAUGACAGAAACCAUCUUUGGGGAAAAUUUUAUUUGACGUGUACUUGACUUUUUAGUUUUGGGAGAGGGGGGCUUCACUUCUGGAGUGGUCUCGCCAUCCAUCUUUAUAUACUGAACAGUCGUCAGUUGGAACUAGGACCAUGUUUGUUUUUUUCCUCAGGUCCCAGAAUUUUGUAAGAAAAGUUGAAUUAGGAGAGUUUUUGUCUUUUAUCAUUUUGUUCUGUAUAGUUUGAUCCACGAGUAGCUUUGACUUCAGUGUGUCAAAUCAUUGGUUGGCGAGGUCUCGAGAAAAAUGCACUAAUGCAUGAAGGCAUUUUCUAUUUUAUUGUAUCAGUUCCAAAGUAUUUUAAUUUGGGUUUUCGCUACCUCAGGUUCCACCUCAGCGUCCGGCUCCCCCCUCCUCUGUCCUCCGGGAGGCAGCGCGUGUGUAAUUAUGAGUGUGACGUCACUGCGGAAUAGAGGAAAAUGAGUUCGACAUAUUCUCUUUAUCCCGCGUAUAAUGUUGGCAUCCGAUGAGCAGCAUCAGCAGCAGCUAUAUGAACAUCGCAGAUGUGCCCCGCUUUCAGGAUGGAAUUCCUCACCGCUUUUAUUUUUGUAUCGGUAAUUUCCUGCGUUUUCUGUGGCAUCGUUGAAACCGCGUGUGUUUUCUGACCUGCUGCGCCCUGGAGCAGCGUGAGCUGGUUUGAUUUCCCACCACUGCCACGGGAAUUUGGCGUCACCCGUUUCAGCUCUGAGACUGUGACAACACGCAGAGCUCACGGACUGUUGACAUUUUAUAACCUGUGCAUUUGUGAACCCCAAAAAAGUAUUUUCUACGCCUGUGCAGCUGUAGAUACACAAGUAGCAAUACAUAAACUAUAUUUAGCUAGUCAUUUUUUUAAUGCUGUGCUGACUGAAUACCCUUGUAAAUAUCUAUUUUUUAAUCCUGUUAUUUUGGGUACAAGAAUUGAAAAGUAGUGUUGUUUCUCAGUAGAUAUUUAAUGUUGCUUUUUCUUAAUUUAACUAUCAAUUUUGACCACUGUAGUUAUGUUUACACAUGUUUCUGGGCAAUUCUUCCAAAUGUAUAAAAAACAAAACAAAUUGUAUAAUCUGCUACUAUCCUUUCUUGACCAGAGAAAAAGAAAAGUUAGAAACACGCGCCCACCCUGUGGACACUCCCUCUGGUUCGCUCUGUGGGUGGAGAGCAGGAUGUAUUUGUAAUAUUUGAUAAGUUCCAAACUUCCGGGAAGAUGAAUCAAAUCUGUGACAGUGACUGGGAAAAGCUCAUCUGUACAAAUGUUGCAGCAUGAAAUAAAGAUUGACAGUA
Scophthalmus maximus (turbot) is the source of this 4307-nucleotide messenger RNA. RefSeq names its product lamin B receptor (gene lbr). Gene Ontology annotation, biological process: sterol biosynthetic process. Bases 471 to 2354 code for a protein of 627 amino acids. The transcript has 14 exons. Gene Ontology annotation, molecular function: oxidoreductase activity, acting on the CH-CH group of donors, NAD or NADP as acceptor. Lineage: Eukaryota; Metazoa; Chordata; Actinopteri; Pleuronectiformes; Scophthalmidae. The record is from RefSeq and is a predicted model, not a curated record. Gene Ontology annotation, cellular component: nuclear inner membrane.